This is a messenger RNA of Exserohilum turcica Et28A, 748 nucleotides long. RefSeq lists its product as uncharacterized. Lineage: Eukaryota; Fungi; Ascomycota; Dothideomycetes; Pleosporales; Pleosporaceae. The record is from RefSeq and is a predicted model, not a curated record. Bases 1 to 699 code for a protein of 232 amino acids. The transcript has a single exon.
AUGGCGCAGCCUCAUACUUCUGCAACAGACGUUAUGGCCAGCACCAGCAACAAGCGCGACUCCAUAGUCUCCGACUUGAAGAAGCCCAAAAGCCGUUCGGCUUUCCGGCGUAUUAUGCAUGCCCUAAAGCAAGCCACACCCUUCAAGGCACGGCGAAACCAUGCAGAUUCGUCGUCGGACAUCAAAAUGGAUCCAGAACUCCCUGUAGAAACAACAACAACACAUGUGCCUGAACCACCAACCGUCCCCGCCCCUGUCCAAGUGGCUGUUUCCGUCCCCAACUUCUCCAAACCUAGCAUUUCCGAAGGCGAUCUGCGCACUGCGUAUGUCCAAGCGCAAGACGUCAACAAGCACAUUGCACUCGAGCGGCCGGCCACCGCAUGCGACGCCCGCCCUCCAAAGCUGCCGACGGUUUCCGAGGUCACCGAGCCCGACGAAGGCCCCGAGGCAAGGCGUGCAGUCUCAGAGUAUCAGAAUAGUGUCCGGCGGUAUGCUGCCUCGCGACGGAGCGUGCAGAGUUCACGCAGCGCCACCAUGAUUACGCCGGAGCUGAUGCAGCAGCUUCAACGGACCAACAGGAGGCGCAGCGGCGCCAGUCUGCGUGAUGCUGCCAUGCGGCCAGGCACUUCGGGGACCUUGGACGGAGUGCCCGUUGCGAAAUUGGUUGUGGCGAAUCCGCUUCGGUGGUCGGAAGAGUAGUCUUUUCAAAGUCACCUACCUGAUGUUGGUGGAGUCUUAUUCCUUCUUC